AGACUCCUAGUCCUCACUGCUCCCCCUCAGCUUCUGUUGCUCUCUCUCUCUCUCUCUCUCUCUCUCUCUCUCUCUUUCUCUCUCUCUGCUCCUUCCAUUUGUUUCCCUGUGCUCCAAAAUCCACUCAUAUUCACGUGUAUCACCCACCACUCCAAACUGAAUUUGGCAUCUUGUUGCUUCAAUCUCCCACGUACUCGCAUCAAAGACCCCUUUUGGCGGAGGCAGAGAAAACCCAAUUCUUUUUUUUUUUUUUUUAAAGGAAAAAACUUUAUUUUGAGAGUGAGGAGAAAACCCAUUUAAGUAAAGGAGGGGAGGAAUCAAGGAGCCUCUUUGUUUCCAUCAAAUCAUUGCUUUCCUUAGUGCUUCUGAGAAGAAUCCAGCAAAUGUUGUAACAAAGAGGAGUGGCUUCUUUGUCCUUAAGUCUCCUCUUCAAGGCAGAGAUUGGAAAGGCCACUCCUUUGCUUUUAGUUUCCAUAUCAAAUAAGGCUACGAGAUGUCUACGGAGCUAUAGCAGGAAUCUAAGCUGUAUGAGGGGAGUUUUGGAACAAUGAGAGAUGAGAAUCCAAAGAAAAGCAAGCUCUCAUGGUCCAAAGUUAGGAAGUGGUUCAACAUCAAGAACAAAGCUCAUGAAUUUCAUGCAGAUGAUGUUGUUAGUAGAGCAGGGGAUGAGGAAUGGAGAAGCAGCUUCUCAGAGAGGGAGGCAUGCACAGUCAAGAAAAGCAAAACUGAGAGAUUAUUCAGGAGGAAUACGGACCGAGUUAGGCGAGGAAAGAUCGAUCUCGAUGCCGCAGAAGCCACAGUCUCUUUGGAGUACAGGAUAUUUGUUGCAACAUGGAAUGUGGGUGGGAAAUCCCCGCCGAGUCAUAUGAAUCUUGAGGAUUGGCUCCACACUUCACCUCCUGCAGAUGUAUAUGUUUUGGGUUUCCAGGAAAUUGUUCCUCUAAAUGCGGGGAACGUUCUUGGAUCCGAAGACAAUGGUCCGGCGAGGAAAUGGGUCGCUCUUGUAAGGAGAACACUAAACAAUCUCAUAGGCUCGAGUAGCAAUGGAAGCAAUCAAACUCCCUCUCCCGUUCCGAACCCAGUUGUAGAAAUGGAUGAUGAUUUCGAGGGCUCAUCAACGAGACAAAAGAACCCGUCUUUCUUCCACCGCCGGUCCUUUCAAUCUCUCAGUCAUAGUUUAGCGAUGGAUGGAGAUAUCAUGGCUCCGCAACCGAGACUCGAACGUCGGUAUAGUGUUUGCGACCGGGUCAUCUUUGGGAGCAGAGCGAGUGAUUUCGAUUCAAAUUUUAGAUGGGGUGUGUCUUCUGAUGAUGAUUAUAUUACUACGGAUUCUCCAAGUACAACCUUCUUCUCUCCAAUGUCCAAUGCUCAUAGUAGCACCUCGCUGGUGGACAGGGAUCGAUCGGCAAGACUCUCUAGAUACUGCCUGGUUGCAAGUAAGCAGAUGGUGGGCAUAUUUCUGAUGGUGUGGGUGCGGAGUGAAAUAAGAGAUGAUGUAAGGAAUCUGAAGGUCUCUUGUGUUGGUAGAGGGUUGAUGGGUUAUCUCGGAAACAAGGGUUCAAUUUCAAUUAGCCUGUCUUUGCACCAAACAAGCUUCUGCUUCGUCUGCAGCCAUUUGACCUCUGGCCAGAAGGAAGGCGAUGAACUUCGUAGAAACUCAGAUGUUAUGGAAAUUCUCAGAAAAACUAGAUUUCCACCGAUCCAAGGUUUAUGCGAAGAGAAGUCGCCCGAGAGUAUUCUUGAGCAUGAUCGAAUUAUAUGGCUUGGGGAUUUGAAUUACCGGAUAGCUCUUUCAUAUCGGUCUGCAAAGGCUCUGGUCGAAAUGCAUAAUUGGAAAGCAUUGCUGGAAAAAGAUCAGCUGAGGAUCGAGCAAAGAUGCGGACGUGUCUUUGAGGGCUGGAAUGAAGGAAGAAUAUAUUUCCCCCCCACAUACAAAUAUUCUAACAAUUCGGAUAGAUAUACUGGCGAUGACAUGAACAUAAAGGAGAAGCGUCGAACUCCUGCAUGGUGUGAUCGAAUUUUAUGGUAUGGAAGAGGUCUAAACCAGCUCUCGUAUGUUCGUGGAGAGUCGAGGUUUUCGGACCAUAGGCCAGUUUAUAGUGUGUUCAUAGCAGAGGUUGAAUCGAUCAACCAUAGCAGAAUCCAGAACAUGAGCUGCUCUACCUCGCAAGUUGAUAUUGCGGAGCUUUUCCCAUAUUCAAGUGGGUAUACAGAACUUGGCUUCUUUUGAUUCACCGAGUAAUUCCAGUCGAAUGAAGGAGUGUGCAUACUCACUCGACGAGAUUAAACGGAAUGCUAGGUACAUUGUCUCAACAAAGUCUCUUCGGCAAACGUCAUUAAGCGGAAAGUGACUCUACUUACAUCGCUAACUACACUGCUCUUAGGCUCAUUCUUCCCCCUAUUUUGAAGCCCCUGAGCUCCUCAAACAAACAGAAUGUGAUGCAUUUCACUACUAACGGACAGAGAAUCAGCUUUGAUCUUACAUUCUUUUUAACUAGUUAACAGAGUUUUGGCAAACCAUAGAUGGCAAAAUGCUCUCCUGAGAGAACUAUUCAUAUUGUAUUAUUUAAUUGGAUUGUAUAAUAUUUUUUGUAGCUUAGGCCGAAAAGAGAAAGGAUGUAACAACCAAUCAAGUAUAUGACUCUUUUGCUGUUUUUAAAGUUGGAAAAGGGUA
Ananas comosus (pineapple) is the source of this 2674-nucleotide messenger RNA. RefSeq names its product type IV inositol polyphosphate 5-phosphatase 7-like. Lineage: Eukaryota; Viridiplantae; Streptophyta; Magnoliopsida; Poales; Bromeliaceae. The transcript has 12 exons. Gene Ontology annotation, biological process: phosphatidylinositol dephosphorylation. Bases 548 to 2230 code for a protein of 560 amino acids. The record is from RefSeq and is a predicted model, not a curated record. Gene Ontology annotation, molecular function: phosphatidylinositol-4,5-bisphosphate 5-phosphatase activity; inositol-polyphosphate 5-phosphatase activity; phosphatidylinositol-3,4,5-trisphosphate 5-phosphatase activity.